Molecule: messenger RNA, 1107 nt
Organism: Rhodotorula graminis WP1
Lineage: Eukaryota; Fungi; Basidiomycota; Microbotryomycetes; Sporidiobolales; Sporidiobolaceae
Exons: 3
Coding region: 1-1059 (352 amino acids)
Biological process (GO): mRNA processing
Cellular component (GO): mitochondrion
Source: RefSeq, a predicted model, not a curated record
AUGCCGCUCCGCCUGCCGCGCCCGUCCGGCUCGCUCGCCCUCGCUCACUGGUCCCGAGCCCUCGUCCACCCGCACUUCGCGCCCGCGCCCGUGGGCGAUGCCCUGAGGCCCUCGGGUCGCUGUGGCUACAGCUCGAGCUCGUCUGCCGGCCGCUCGAGCAGCCGCGACGGCUCCCCGCGCGUCAACAAGCCCACGACCACCACCACCUCCGCCUCGCCCUCCCCCCGCUCCUCGUCCCCAGCACCCAAGCCCUCGCACGCCGCCAAGCCCAACACCCUCGCCGCCCUGAAGUCGCCCCAACCCGAGCUCAAGCGCGCGUUCGAGCUCCCGCACGUCCGCCAGGGCCUCGUCGGCCUCGACGCCUUCUUCGCCGGCCCGCGUCCGCUCCUCGAGCUCCCCCUCCCCCUCGGCACCCGCCGCUCCACCUCUGCCGCCACCACCGACAGCGCACACGUCCCCGGCGAGCGCCUCGACCUGCUCGCCACCCGCGCCGAGGCUGACGAGGACGUCCUCGUCGUCGACCAGGCCGACGACGGCUCGCCCGUCGGCGAGCCCUACCUCGCCCGCCUCAAGCCCAUGCAGUCGCUCAAGACGGUCGACGAGGAGCUGGCAGCCGAGGCGGCCGAGGAGGCCGACCUCAUGCAGCGCCCCGACGAGGCCUCGGGCGUCGCCGACCGCUUCCUGUCGCACGCCAACUUCCUCUGGCGGUGGCACGCCCGCAACGACUUUAUCGACGCGGCGGGCGAGCCCUUGCGCCAGGCCGGCGCCUACUACGCCGGUACGCCAGCACUCGCGCCGUCGCCGUCGCUCGAGGCGGGCGCCGACGCGCAGGGCUCGAUCCGCAUGUGGCGCGAGCACGACGGCUGGGUCGACGUCGCCGUCGGGCUCGGGCGCGGCGACAGCGUCUUCCUCCCCGCCGACAUGGUCGACCUCGACGCGGGCGACGUCGAGAUCCGGCUCGACUCAACCAAGCGCAAGCGCAGGACCAAGAUGAAGAAGCACAAGUUCAAGAAGCGCAGAAAGGCGCAGCGUGCGCUCAGGCAGCGGCUGGGUAAGUAGAAGCGGUCGGUGCGGCCGCCGGCGAAAUUCACACUUUCUUACGCAAGG